GGCCAUGCUGGGUUGUGGGCUUUACGCCCGCGCAGCGGCCAGUCCUCGUGCUGCAGGCGGGGAAACUGAGGACAGGGGCGGCUGGGGCGGAGCCGGUACCCGUGGAGCCGGAGCCUCCGCCCCCGGCCGGCCCCGCCCCGGCCCGUAAGAGUUGCGCGGAGCACCAGGCGAAGGCGCACAGCGCGUCGCCGGGGCCGGGGCUGGGAGCGUGAUGGCAGCUCAGCGGCUGGGCAAGAGGGUGCUAAGCAAGCUGCAGUCUCCGUCGCGGGCCCGCGGGCCGGGGGGCAGCCCCGGGGGGCUGCAGAAACGACACGCGCGUGUCACCGUCAAGUAUGAUCGGCGGGAGCUGCAGCGGAGGCUGGACGUGGAGAAGUGGAUCGAUGGGCGCUUGGAGGAGCUGUACCGCGGCAGGGAGGCAGACAUGCCUGAUGAGGUCAACAUUGAUGAAUUGUUGGAAUUAGAGAGUGAAGAGGAGAGAAGCCAGAAAAUCCAGGGACUCCUGAGGUCGUGCACAAACCCCACAGAGGCCUUCGUCCGGGAGCUGCUGGUGAAGCUGCGAGGCCUCCACAAGCAGCCAGGCCUCCGCCAGCCCAGCCCCUCUGGUGACGGCAGCCUGAGCCCCCUCCAGGACCGGGCCCGGCCUGCACCGCCCUGACCCUCUGUCACCUCUGUGGCAACUCCUUCAAACGCCACCUCCGCAUCCCCAGUGCAGUCCUGGCUUGUUUAUAAGCUGUAUUUAAUGGUUCUGUAACAAUAACAUUGCGUGCCUGUU
Messenger RNA from Manis pentadactyla (Chinese pangolin), 772 nucleotides. It is a transcript of the gene PPP1R14A, whose product is annotated as protein phosphatase 1 regulatory inhibitor subunit 14A. The record is from RefSeq and is a predicted model, not a curated record. NCBI's taxonomy places the organism in Eukaryota, Metazoa, Chordata, Mammalia, Pholidota, Manidae. The transcript is spliced from 4 exons. The coding region runs from base 212 to 655 and encodes 147 amino acids. Gene Ontology annotation, biological process: regulation of phosphorylation. Gene Ontology annotation, molecular function: protein serine/threonine phosphatase inhibitor activity. Gene Ontology annotation, cellular component: cytoplasm.